AUGGCCUUGUCGUUUCGCCGCCGAAGCCUGACCCGGGUCGCAUAUAUCGUCGGCCUCGCUAUUGUCGCGAGACUACUCGUUAUAUAUACAUCUUCUUCAAGCAGCGGCCAAGAUGACUUGGAAAUUAGGGAGCAAAAUUAUCUGGACAAGAUAAGGGUGGCAGGCGUUGGCGGCCUCACAGGAGCCGGCGGCGCGUUGGAUGUCCAGAGGCACAAGUUCCUGCAGGUCAGGUUGGGACGGGACGAGAGGGAAGAUAUGUUGGACAAGGAAGUCAGGGAUGGCUACCUUGACUUCUGGCAGCGAUAUGAAAUGCCUUACAUCACCAGCGAGGAAACAUCUCAGAUGGACGCCCAAGGCGUCCUGCGCUCCAUUGAACAACUCCUCUCCCUCAAUGGUUGGGUUGCCGCACUUUGUCCGACGCUGUCCCGCCCUUUCGGACAAAACAAGAACAGCGCUCUGUCUGACUCGUGGGAUGACCUCGCGCGGUCAGACCGCCUGUACUACAUCGCUAUCGUCAUCCAUUCGGCGGAUCACUUCCUCGUUGACCAGCUCGCGGUCAUCGUCCAGCUUGCGAAGCGACUCGGCACGCAGAAUGUCUUCGUCUCAAUGCUCGACUAUUCAUCGACCGACUCCACCGAAACACUGACCGAUCUUUGCGAGGCUGUACUCACCCUCCUUGGCGUGCCAUUUCGCAUCCGUCGUGUUCCAGGAAUGACUGUCGACCCCGCUGCUGCGUACUAUCCUGCCGAGGAGGCGCACAUGCGCAAUCUUGCGCUCGAACCGCUACGCGAGCUUUACCAAAGAAGGGACGUCAAGUUCCACAGAGUCAUCUGGCUCAAGGGCUUCACCUGUCCCAAUGACAUCCUCGAGACAAUCAAAGUCAGUCUUGCGAAUGACGCGGCGAUGGUGUGCGGGAUGGACUGGGCAGAACAUAAUGGAUUUUAUAUCUUCUCUGACCGAUGGAGGACAAGAGAUAUCGACGGAGACCAAUUCCGUCAGUCAAAGUCGUCCUCCAAGCCCGAUGCCGGCCCGCCGCGCGACAAGGUCGGUAGCGAGCGCUACGCACAACACCUUCCCUUCCAAGUCUUCUGCUGCGAGUCUGGGACGCACGUCGUCGACCCUGCGCAGAGCUACUACGAGGGCAUUUCGUAUCGGUAUGGCGAGGAUUUCUUCAACGCAACGGAGGCCGUCUUGGGCGGACCGCCCCAACGUGAUCCCGCCGCGCCGUGCCUCGAUUCCAGUCAGGCGUACUUCUGCCGGGAUCUAUGGGUUCAUCAGGCGCAGGAGGGCAUGCGCGACGUCGACGCGGAGAUUGAGGCUGCGCGUAGGAAGGAUAGAAGCCGGAAUAACGGCAAGAAGGCCAAGGCAAGGAGACAGGUUGAACAGGUGGAUGAGGAACUGUUGAUGGACGGGGAGCCGGAUGCAGCGCCCAUCGAGAAAAAGCCAUUUGUGAAGCCGGAGCAGAAAGUGGGCGGCGUUGUGGGCGGCGGGGAAGGGGACACUGACGAGGUCAGGGAGGAUGCGGCGGAUUUGCGGAAGGAUAAGCAAGCACAUGAAGAUGCGAAUGUCGGCUCCGACUUCGAUGCCAUGCCUGAAACCGAAGAUGAGGACGCCACGGAGGGCGAAGGGGACGAAGAUGAGUGGGAGGAAUACCAGGGCAAGCUCAGUAUCCCGAACAACGUCUUCAGGCCCGCGAGGAUACUGGUCAAUCCGCGAUGUGUUACGACCUACGCGGGAGUGAGUCAUACACAACUUGCUCUCGACUUGUUUGGAGGACCGGAGGAGCAAGACGAAGGCGGCCUGAGUAGGGGUAAGUAUGUGCUUGAGGACUGGGAAGGCGCGCCUAGUUCUUUCGUAUGCCAGGAACAGAGGUCCACCGGAGGGAGAAAAGCAACAAAGACACAGCGCCGGCUUGGUUUCUCGAUCCAUGAAGAGCUGGAGAAGGCAUCGUCUAUUCACGAGGAAUGAUUGAUCGGGCAUCUUGGUACGCGAGGGUCUAUAUAAGAGACUCGUCUGACUCUUUCAGUGACAUUUGAAUGUUGGGGCAUAGACGGAAUAACAACCAAGUCCCUCAGGGUGCUAUGUGUGGAUGGGUGCCGCGUAUCAUAACAUUCAUUAGUAUCGUUUCUUGCCGUCGCUAUCGUGGAUUCCUGGGUAUACUACUUGUACAGAUUGUUACUCUUGCAUAGGCCCCCUUGGGAUGCACAUGCAUGGCUGUUCAUUCCGCAUCCAUUGCAAGUCGUCCAAUGCCAGGAAGACAUGC
Molecule: messenger RNA, 2263 nt
Organism: Punctularia strigosozonata HHB-11173 SS5
Lineage: Eukaryota; Fungi; Basidiomycota; Agaricomycetes; Corticiales; Punctulariaceae
Product: glycosyltransferase family 69 protein
Exons: 4
Coding region: 1-1968 (655 amino acids)
Source: RefSeq, a predicted model, not a curated record